This is a messenger RNA of Dracunculus medinensis (Guinea worm), 792 nucleotides long. NCBI's taxonomy places the organism in Eukaryota, Metazoa, Nematoda, Chromadorea, Rhabditida, Dracunculidae. The record is from the annotation of a GenBank genome assembly.
AUGUGUCUCAUUAGUGCCGCAUCUUAUGCUGAUCACCCUCAGAGCUGUCUAAGCCAGGCAGUCGGUGAUUCUCAGGUAGUGAAGCAGUACGCAGUCAAAUGUAAUCAUUCAAAUAGGAGUAUAUGUGCAGGGUUCAUAGCUAUUAGUAAGAAAGCCAUUAUUCUAGCUUUUCGGGGAUCAACAUCAGUUCUGCAAGUAGUUGAAGAAAUAAAUGAAGUCGCUUUUAGCGCAACAGUGCCAUUCAUUGGAGGAGGAAACGUUGGAAGAUAUUUUAAUGAUGCAUUUAUGGAUAUAUGGAAUGACAGCAUGAAGGAUGAUUUCAUUAAUUUGACUAUGGAAUAUCCCAAUCAUUUUAUAUGGGUAACUGGUCACUCACUUGGUGGAGCGAUCGCAUCAUUAACUGCUGGUGCAAUAGUUGCAGAAAAACUCUGUGAUGCUAAUCGCAUUAGAAUGGUUACUUUUGGACAACCAAGAACUGGUGAUUACAAUUUCGCUAGUAGACAAGAUCAAAAUAUUCCUUAUUCAUUUCGCGUAACCCACGCUGCUGAUAUCGUCCCACAUAUUCCACCGCAGAACUUUCAUGGCUUCAAUCAUCAUGGUGUCGAAGUUUGGUAUAAUAAUGAAAUGUCUGUCAAAGAUUCUUAUUUAAUUUGUAUUGGAUCAGAUCCACUGAACUGUAGCAAUUCGAUCCCCGCCAUUUCAAUUGAAGACCAUCGGCGCUAUUAUGGAAUUCUAAUGAGUCUAUAUUGGAUGCAAAAUUGCACUAAUAUCAACUAUAAUCUGAAGUUGUAA